Molecule: messenger RNA, 3464 nt
Organism: Oncorhynchus kisutch (coho salmon)
Lineage: Eukaryota; Metazoa; Chordata; Actinopteri; Salmoniformes; Salmonidae
Product: transcription factor 12-like
Exons: 8
Coding region: 181-1491 (436 amino acids)
Biological process (GO): regulation of transcription by RNA polymerase II
Cellular component (GO): transcription regulator complex; chromatin
Molecular function (GO): protein dimerization activity; RNA polymerase II cis-regulatory region sequence-specific DNA binding; DNA-binding transcription factor activity, RNA polymerase II-specific
Source: RefSeq, a predicted model, not a curated record
GUUAGGGUAAAGAGAGGCAGUGUGUGAGGACUGUAGAGCAUAUAUGAACAGAGAUAGGAGCUGUGGACUCACAGGACUAUACUAUAGACACUACUGACUACUGGAGUCUAUACUACAGGACCACGGACAAACUACUGAAGCUAGUGGGCUGUUGACGUGAAACGGAAACUGAACAGCAUCAUGCACUGUGCUACCUAUCCCGUCUCUGUAGGGACCACCAGCAAUACCCCGAUGUAUUGCUACAAUGUCAAAUCGGUCUAUACUCAAUCUCCAAAUCAUGACGACCUCCUCAACCCUGACUCAUCCUCACACCCCUCCUCUAAAGCUCCAGGCAACGUGUUCACGGGAAGCUUUUUCAGUGAGCGACAGGGGAACAACAGUUCACCUGACAUGUGGAACUCCAAUGGAAUGAACCAGCCUGGCUUUGGAGGCAUGGUGGGAGGGGCCUCAGCUCACCAAUCAGGAAGCUACAACAACAUGCAACCAGCACAUAAUCACCUGGACUAUUCUCCCCAUUCAGUCUCACCUGUAGAGGUGAACAGGGGUCUUCCUCCUAUGUCUACCUUCCAUCGUAACAACCCUCCUGCAUCUCACACCUCGUCAGCCACCAGCUCAGAGAACACCACAGGAAACCACUCUACAGGAAGGUCACAGACUGGAGCAGCCCUGGGGAAAGCACUAGCUUCUAUUUAUUCUCCUGACCACACCAGUAGCAGUGAAAACUCCUCCACACCAGACAGGUCUCCAUCUCCAUCUCCACACACAGGCUCUGGCCCCCCAGCUUACCCGUGGCACACGUCUGCUCAGACCUCUGUCUCCCCCAGUUACCAGUGUUCUCCUAUAUCUCUGGUAGACACUGUCCAUCUGAACAACAACUCCCACCCUGCACUGCAGAGACGUUCACAAAAUCAAAAUGGCCACUCCUUCCCGGCAGGACUAGGUGGCUUGGAGCUGAAGUUGGAGGGUCUGGACAGAGAUGAGCAGUAUGAGCUACAUCACAGCCAUCACAACCAGGGUCACAGACACAGACACAGCUCUGACAGCCACAGCCAGCGCUCCGAUGAGGAGAGCGAGUCCCACAAGACACAAGGAGACAGCAUGACCAGCAGCAUCCAUGAAGACGAGGACAACCUGAGCCCGGAGCAGAAGGCUGAGCGGGAACGAGAGCGGCGGAUGGCCAACAACGCCCGCGAGCGCCUGAGGGUCCGUGACAUCAACGAAGCGUUCAAGGAGUUGGGUCACAUGACACAGCUGCACCUGAAGAGCGAGAAGCCGCAGACCAAGCUCCUGGUUCUUCACCAGGCCGUGGCUGUAAUACUUAGUCUAGAACAACAAGUCAGAGAGCGUAACCUGAACCCCAAGGCAGCCUGUGUGAGGAGGAGGGAGCAGGAGAAGAUGUCAGCUGGGUUAACAGAUGCCCAGGGCCUGCAGCAACACCAGGCAUCACUACAUCCUGGACUAGAUGCAUCUAACCCCAUGGGACAUCUAUAAACAUUUGACAGUGUUGAGGAGGAUCAUCCUGAGACGGGUAAAGACCAUCCAAGACUAUCCAAGACCAUCCAUGACCAUCCAAGACCAUCAAAGACCAUCAAAGACUAUCCUAUGACAUCCAAGACCAUCCAAGACCAUCCAAUACCAUCCAAGACCAUCCAAGACCAUCCAUGACCAUCCAAGACCAUCCAAGACCAUCAAAGACCAUCAAAGACUAUCCUAUGAUAUCCAAGACCAUCCAAGACCAUCCAUGACCCUCCAAGACCAUCCAAGACCAUCCAAGACCAUCCAAGACCAUCCAAGGACAUCCAAGACCAUCCAAGACCAUCCAUGACCAUCCAAGACCAUCAAAGACCAUCAAAGACUAUCCUAUGACAUCCAAGACCAUCCAAGACCAUCCAAUACCAUCCAAGACCAUCCAAGACCAUCCAUGACCAUCCAAGACCAUCCAAGACCAUCAAAGACCAUCAAAGACUAUUCUAUGAUAUCCAAGACCAUCCAAGACCAUCCAUGACCAUCCAAGACCAUCCAAGACCAUCCAAGGCCAUCCAAGACCAUCCAAGACCAUCCAAGGACAUCCAAGACCAUCCAAGACCAUCCAUGACCAUCCAAGACCAUCAAAGACCAUCAAAGACUAUCCUAUGACAUCCAAGACCAUCCAAGACCAUCCAAGACCAUCCAAGACCAUCCAAGACCAUCCAAGACCAUCAAAGACUAUCCUAUGACAUCCAAGACCAUCGAAGACCAUCCAUGACCCUCCAAGACCAUCCAAGACCAUCCAAGGCCAUCCAAGACCAUCCAAGACCAUCCAUCCAAGACCACCCAAGGACAUCCAAGACCAUCCAAGACCAUCCAUCCAAGACCAUCCAAGACUAUCCAAGACCAUCCAAGUCCAUCCAAGGACAUUCAAUUGUUUCUCUGUAAAGUAAGCUACGAGACUGUAAAGUAAGCUAAGCUAUGAGACCAAGAGACAGAAAAAGUGUUACAGCAGCUCAAUAGUCACGAUAGGGACAUUUCCUGAACCUCCUGUUGGAAUUUGACCUGUGCCUAAACUUAUAACUUGUUACUGACAAAUGCAUUUUAACCAGCAAAUGUUUUGUAUGUUUUAUAAUUCGUUGUACAGUGAAGAAGAAAAAAGGUAACUCUUUUUUUUGGGGUAAUAAUUCAAUGUUUAAUUAAUAUUUUUAUUAUAUUCUCCUAUGUCAGUAUUCGACCUCUUAGGGUGGUACAAGCUUAGCUGUACACUCAUGUGUGCGCUUGGCCAAGUCAGAUAUUUUGUGUUUUUUGUUUAGGCUAUAAAUGGAAUAAAAUACUUAAUUGUUCAGAGUUUUUAUUCAUAAUAUUGAUUACUUUUUAAUAGCUUUUUAUUGUUUAUAUUUUCUACAAUUACUAAUAAGUAAAUAUCUGAAUUACAGAGCUUUAAUUUUAAACUAAGUAUGUGUUUCUUCAGAAGACAGCGUAAAUAUUUAUCUUUAAUUCCCUGAGCAAUCCAUGAUUUCUGUAUAUUGGGGAGAUUUCCAGCUUCCUUAGUCCGAUUGCCCACUCUCUCUUUGGGCUUCCGGACUCUGGGUUGCCCACUCUCUCUUGGGCCUUUGGGUUACCAGGUGCCGGUGGUAGUUUUCAGCCUGGUACCCACCUUCCUUAGUCCGAUUGCCCACUCUAUUUUGGGGCUCUCAGACUCUGGGUUGCCCACUCUCUCUUGGGCCUUUGGGUUACCAGGUACCGGUGGUACUUUUCAGCCUGGUACCCACCUUCCUUAGUCCGAUUGCCCACUCUCUCUUUGGGCUUCCGGACUCUGGACUCUGGACUCUGUAUAUGGGGAGAGUUCCAGAACGGGGGAUGUCUUUGUAAAAACCUUCCAGUUAUUUACAGUUAUGUUGUAUGUCAUCUUCAGUAAAUGUUAACCAUUAUAUUAAUAGUAAUGUGUACAGAAGUUCUGCUCAUAUAAUGAAAUAAAUGUUUGUUUUUUUAGA